This is a messenger RNA of Prionailurus viverrinus (fishing cat), 2191 nucleotides long. It is a transcript of the gene COCH, whose product is annotated as cochlin. The record is from RefSeq and is a predicted model, not a curated record. The transcript has 12 exons. NCBI's taxonomy places the organism in Eukaryota, Metazoa, Chordata, Mammalia, Carnivora, Felidae. The coding region runs from base 91 to 1743 and encodes 550 amino acids.
GCCUUUAUAGCGGCGGCGGGAGCCGCGCUUUCCGCACUCAGGCGCAGCCGGGCGGAUCCGACUCAGGACCGAGCAGCCCCCUCGACCACCAUGUCUGCAGCCUGGAUCCCCGUUCUCUGCCUCGGUGUCUGUCUGCUGCUGCUGCCGGAACCUGCGGGCAGCGAGGGAGCCGUUCCCAUUGCUAUCACAUGCUUUACCCGAGGCCUGGACAUCAGGAAAGAGAAAGCAGAUGUCCUCUGCCCAGGGGGCUGCUCUCUUGAGGAAUUCUCCGUAUUUGGGAACAUAGUGUAUGCAUCUGUAUCAAGCAUAUGUGGUGCAGCUAUCCACAGGGGAGUAAUCAGCAACUCAGGGGGACCUGUACGAAUAUAUAGCCUACCAGGUCGAGAAAACUAUUCCUCAGUAGUUGCCAAUGGCAUUCAGUCUCAAACACUUUCCAGAUGGUCUGCUUCUUUCACAGUGACAAAAGGUAAAAGUGGUACCCAGGAGGCCACAGGACAAGCAGUGUCCACAGCACGUCCAUCAACAGGUAAACGACUAAAGAAAACACCUGAAAAGAAAACUGGCAAUAAAGACUGUAAAGCAGACAUUGCAUUUCUGAUUGAUGGAAGUUUUAAUAUUGGGCAGCGCCGAUUUAAUCUACAGAAGAAUUUUGUUGGCAAAGUGGCUCUAAUGUUGGGAAUUGGAACAGAAGGACCACACGUGGGCCUUGUUCAAGCCAGUGAACAUCCCAAAAUAGAAUUUUAUUUGAAAAACUUUACAUCAGCCAAAGAUGUUUUGUUUGCCAUAAAGGAAGUAGGUUUCAGAGGGGGUAAUUCCAAUACAGGAAAAGCCUUGAAGCAUACGGCCCAGAAAUUCUUCACAGCAGACGCUGGAGUAAGAAGAGGGAUCCCCAAAGUGGUGGUGGUAUUUAUUGAUGGCUGGCCUUCUGAUGACAUUGAGGAAGCAGGCAUUGUGGCCAGAGAGUUUGGUGUGAAUGUAUUUAUAGUUUCUGUGGCCAAGCCUAUCCCUGAAGAACUGGGGAUGGUUCAGGAUGUUGCAUUUGUUGACAAGGCUGUCUGUCGGAACAAUGGCUUCUUCUCUUACCACAUGCCCAACUGGUUUGGCACCACAAAAUAUGUAAAGCCUCUGGUACAGAAGCUCUGCACUCAUGAGCAAAUGAUGUGCAGCAAGACCUGCUAUAACUCAGUGAACAUUGCCUUUCUAAUUGAUGGUUCCAGCAGUGUUGGAGACAGUAAUUUUCGCCUCAUGCUUGAGUUUGUUUCCAACAUAGCCAAGACUUUUGAAAUCUCAGACAUUGGUGCCAAGAUUGCUGCUGUGCAGUUCACCUAUGAUCAGCGCACAGAAUUCACUUUCACUGAUUACAGCACCAAAGAGAAUGUCCUAGCUGUUAUCAGAAACAUUCGCUACAUGAGCGGUGGAACAGCUACAGGUGAUGCCAUUUCCUUCACUGUUAGAAACGUGUUUGGUCCUGUGAGGGAUAGCCCCAACAAGAACUUCCUGGUAAUUGUCACAGACGGGCAGUCCUAUGACGAUGUUCGAGGCCCUGCUGCUGCUGCACACGAUGCAGGUAUUACCAUCUUUUCUGUUGGAGUGGCUUGGGCACCUUUGGAUGACCUGAAAGAUAUGGCCUCUAAACCAAAGGAGUCACAUGCUUUCUUCACAAGAGAGUUCACAGGAUUAGAACCAAUUGUUUCCGACGUCAUCAGAGGCAUUUGUAGAGAUUUCUUGGAAUCCCAGCAAUAAUGGUAACAUUUUGACAACUGAAAGAAAAAGUGUAAGAGGAUGUAAUGUAUAAGUCAUUUUCUCCUAAUACUGAAAUACUAUAUAGCAUACUAGGACCAGAUACAAAACGAUUAUAUUAAAAAUGCCAACAGCUGUUUCAAGCAAAUAAGCAUUCAUUUAAAGCUACUACCUUCUAAUUACAAUUUAGAAUUAUUAAACACUCUGCUGAGGCUUCAUAAUCAUGACCCUUAUAAACUCUGGAAACAGGAGAUAUUGUGGAUCUGAAUCUUAAGAAUUCUAAAAUGCGUGUUAAAUGUACAGAGACAUAAAUUCCAUAGCUCAAUAAAAGAAUCUGAUACUGAGAACAAAAGCAACAUUCCUUCUCUCAUCAUUCUGUAUUAAAUAUAUAAAGAGAAUGAAACUUAAAUAGUUCUUUAACUCAGUUCAUAUGUAAGUCAUUUUCCCCAUA